CCAUGGCCUCCGAUACGUUUACCAGAUCUCUCGAUGUUGAUAGCUCUAAAAAUGAGUUAACAAUUCAUCAGUCGUACAUUGGAGAUGUUGGAUGCGUUGUCUGGGACGCUGCACUCGUUUUGAGCAAGUUCAUUGAUUUUGCUCAUGCACAGCAACCCGUCAAAACCGAGCCUGAGCGCCGCCACGGUGUACUUGAUUCAGCGUUAUUGCUGAUCCAGCGGAUCAACACUGCGACGGCUGUAGAGUUAGGGGGAGGAACAGGAGUUGUUGGGCUCCUGGCAGCGUCUCUAGGAUGCAACACAUAUAUAACAGACCUAGAAGAUCUGAUGCCUCUCAUUCAAAAGAACAUAGAGCAAAACAACCUGCAAGAGAAAGCCACUGCCACUGUUUUGAGAUGGGGAGAGCACAAAAAUAUCAGCCUCCCUGAAGCUGAUCUGCUUCUUGUAGCUGAUUGUGUUUAUUAUCCUGAGUCGCUCCUGCCACUUUUGGACACAAUAUCGGCCCUGGCUGGCCCCAGUACUAUUGUACUGGUCAGCUAUGAAGACAGGGAUUCGGAGAUGAAGCAGGCGUUGCAGAAGACGUUUUCAGAAUCUCUACGGAAAGAAUUCGAAGUGGAAGAGGUGCCGACGGAUCAACUGCAUCCCGAAUAUAGGGCUCAAGACAUCCACGUCUUAGUGGCUAGGAAAAUGACUUGAAGGUCGCGUCGCAUCGUACGUGAUGAUGAUUUGUGACUAACUGUGAUAGGCCGGGUGACUCCAGAGCAUGAGAAGAAACUACUGGUGACGCGCGUAUGUACGUCUUGAAACGUGUUUGAUAUGUUCUGCCGCACAUAUCAACGUCGUGCAAGAGGGUGCUGAUCAUGAGCCUGAAUGUGGCAGCCUGCGCAAAACAAAUUUUGUUCAUGGAGCUGGCCGCUUGAAAUGUCUCCAAAAACUUGAAUCAUUUGUUCAAGAGAUUGGGUAUAGCAAAAACUUGUCAGAAUUCGUUUUCGCUCAACAUGUCGGAAAAACAGGUACAUAAAGCCUCUUCCCUUCCCCAACCAAUACGAGCGCAUUAUUUGCUUUGAAGAAACACUUCUUUAACCGUUUGCGUCAAUCGUCAGCACUUUGUCUUCAGCCGUAACGUCAUGUGCCAACACACCGCUGUAAUGAAGUUCCACCAGCUGAUUCUUGUCUCACAUUGGAUUGGUGCUGAGCCCAAAACUUAAAAGAAUUGAUGUAGAAUACACAAAAAGGCUGCAAUUUAUCGAAAGUAGAUCCUCUGAGACUGAACAUCUUGUCUAUAUGUGUGCCGAAAUAUGCUGUGCCGCUGUGUCUGUGUAGUGAAACUGCAAUUCGCUAUAUGUCUGCCGACGCGUGGUGAACUUUGCUUAUUAUUUAUUGUAUUUCUUUGCAGUUUGAGGCUUCAGACAAGAGCGAACGGUGAAAUAUCGAUUAAAAAAUUUGUGGCGUGAAAAAGUCGUGACACAUAAAAAGAAAGUGCCGCUAACGCCCUUCAUGUCUAUCCGAACAACGAUGUUUCGGCGGCUCAAUUCCAUUCAUAAAGCUCUAGCAGUUUCACAGAAAUAACUUACGCGAAUACAAGUGUUUAGUCCACACAGGCCGCUUAAAACCAGGAAUUGCUGACAAUUGGUGUGCGUUUCAAGUGAAUGCGCAAAUUUCUGACGUAUUUUUGAUUGUUUUAAGCGACUGGCACUGCAGCCGUGUAUUCCUCAAAACGAGUUGUUCUUGAUUCUGCAUCAGUGGGAUCGAUUUCGACUCUUGCGGUGCGUUGGUUUGGUUCGGACCUAGACUCCGAUCGGCAUUGUGCUACUGUAGAGUCAACCCUGCGCCAUUAAAGUUCAAAUGGGGUGUUUGAUUUACAGCGGUGUAAGUUUGCGCGUGAGUGUGGUAUUUUUGUACAUUGAACUAUAACGCUGGGAAUAUACCUUACUGCCCGCAUUGAUUUUUAGUUUGCUCACCGAUGACUUGCGAAGUCAACUCCUAAAAUUCGGUUGGUUACGGGAAGCUUUGUGGGUUCACCCUUAAGCUAAUUUGAAUCUGCAAAACGUGUAUCGGCUGUCAGUGCACAAUGAGUGACCAGCGAAUGUGCUGAUGAGUCUGCAACAAAACAAUGAAUUUGUUGUUUCAUGCUACAAAUCAUCAUCAACCAUCACAGUGACCACUUAUCUGCGCUCACGUUGUACCGGGCU
This is a messenger RNA of Pollicipes pollicipes, 2191 nucleotides long. RefSeq names its product protein-lysine methyltransferase METTL21D. The record is from RefSeq and is a predicted model, not a curated record. The coding region runs from base 3 to 695 and encodes 230 amino acids. Gene Ontology annotation, cellular component: cytosol; protein-containing complex. Lineage: Eukaryota; Metazoa; Arthropoda; Thecostraca; Pollicipedomorpha; Pollicipedidae. The transcript is spliced from 3 exons.